AUGGUGCGCGCCGACGGCUCGGGCUACUGCGGCCUCGCCCAGGGUUUCUUGGCUUCCCGGAGCCCUCCGUCCGGUCGAGCCAGGGAUUCUGGGGGCGGGAGGAGGGGGGCCGCGGCGCCGGACGUUGUGGUGAUUAGCUCCGACGAGGAGAAGGAGGAGGGCGACGGAUCUGCCCCCGUGGCCAGGAAGUCGCGUUUUGGUGAAGGAGGGCCGACCGGGGACCGCAAUCUCGUCGUGGUGAAGAAGGGAAAGUCCGAUGGCGAGGAGGAGGAGGACGACGAUUGCGUGGUUCUAGACAGCAACCCCGAUGUGCCGGUUGCCGUUGUGAAACAGGAGGGGAGUGCCGGCUUUGAUGGCAGCUUGGAUGAACUGCUCAUCGUUGCAGAGAAAGGCCAGGUAGCGUGCAGGGACUUCCCUCACUCGCGCCAUUUAUGCUCUAGCUUGCCCUUUGGCACUACUUCUCACGUCAGGCAUUGUACCAUGUGCUACUGUUUUGUAUGUGAUGUUCCAGCUCCAUGCAAAUAUUGGGGUAAAGGUCUAUUGACUGAUGAUCAUUGUCAUGGUACCGAUGACGAAAUGAGCUGGAAAAUACUGAGGCAGACAUUCAGGCUCGGCCGCCUGACAGCAUCUCUUUCAGAAAAAUGCCAGAAUGCCGUGCACCCACCAAUGGUGCCACCCACACAGCAAGAUGUACAUCAUCAAGUCUCAGCCCCACAGUCACAUCCAUCUUCCAUGCCAGUCUUACCGAAUGCAGGGCAAACUGUCGGUGCAGUAAGAGCAUCUCCUUUGACAAGAGCUGAAAGAGGUAGAGACAAUGCUCACACCGCUCGGGUUACUCGCACCGCCACCCCUUGCCCACAAGAGCCAUACCAGGAGGAAGGGGAUGAAGGGUGCACGCCUAAGGUGUACGUAGGGAACCUACACUACGAUGUUGUCAGCGAGGACCUCGCCAAGCUCUUUGAGCAAGCUGGUGUUGUUGAGUUCUCAGAGGUUAUUUACAGCCGAGGAACAGGCCAGAGCCGUGGAUAUGGAUUUGUCACCAUGAGUACUGUUAAGGAGGCUGAGCUCGCUGUGGAGAUGUUCGAUGGCUUUAAAUUGUUUGGGAUGCUUCUUAUUGUGCACAAAGCAGCUCGGAGAGGCGCUCGGGAGGAAACUCCUUCCCAUCAAUCCAAGUCCGCAUUCAGAAUCUAUGUGGGCAAUCUGCCGUCGCAUGUCGGUGACUCUUGGUUGGAGGAGUUGUUCAGCAAGCACGGCAAAGUGGUCGAUGCUAGAGUCGUCUACGAGCACAGAGGAGGAACCUGGAGAUCGCGGGGAUACGGUUUUGUCACGAUGGCCACAGAGGAGGAAACGUGUGACGCUGUUUAUGCCCUCAACAGACAGAUUCUGGAGGGACGUGCACUGCAGAUUCACUUUGAACCCCUGUAA
Messenger RNA from Triticum turgidum subsp. durum (durum wheat), 1425 nucleotides. NCBI's taxonomy places the organism in Eukaryota, Viridiplantae, Streptophyta, Magnoliopsida, Poales, Poaceae. The record is from the annotation of a GenBank genome assembly.